Molecule: messenger RNA, 2125 nt
Organism: Anopheles cruzii
Lineage: Eukaryota; Metazoa; Arthropoda; Insecta; Diptera; Culicidae
Gene: Vps52
Product: vacuolar protein sorting-associated protein 52 homolog
Exons: 4
Coding region: 84-2054 (656 amino acids)
Biological process (GO): Golgi to vacuole transport; lysosomal transport; retrograde transport, endosome to Golgi
Cellular component (GO): GARP complex
Molecular function (GO): syntaxin binding
Source: RefSeq, a predicted model, not a curated record
UGAAUUUUCGGGACUUUGUUCCGUGAUAACAUAUUUUUGUGUAAUUUUACGGUUUUUCGCGAUAUCUAGGGGUGUUCGUAAGCAUGGCAGAUACGGAACAAAUCGAAGACGACGAGGUGCAGGAGAUACUGAAAACCGGAACCGAUCUGCGCCAGUACGCGGCCCAGAUCGAGAAGGAGUUUAAGGAGGUCGAAAAUCGCUCGAUCGAUGAUUACAUCAAGGAAAGCCAAAACAUUGCCAGUCUGCACAACCAGAUCGGCAACACCUCGAGCAUACUGGAGCGCAUGGAAUCGAUGCUGAUGGACAUUCAGGACGCACUGAACAACAUCAGCACCGAGAUUACGUCGCUGCAGAAAAAGUCUGUCUCCAUGUCGGUCCAGCUGACCAACCGGCAGUCGAUCCGGGCGCAAAUCUCACAGUUCGUCGAGGAUAUGGCGGUGCCGGAGGAGAUGAUUGCGUGCAUCAUGGAGACACCGGUCACGGAAAAGGAAUUCAUGACCCACCUGAACGAGCUUAACCACAAGCUGAAUCUGAUGAAGGAGCUAAACUUUCGCGAAUCGAAAUCCUCGCAAGACGUGAACGAUGUGUUGCAGAAACUGAAGGUAAAGGCGAUGAGCAAGCUGCGCCUCUACCUGAUGGAGCAGAUCUUCAAGUUCCGCAAACCGAUGGCCAACUAUCAGAUCCCGCAGAACGCGAUGCUAAAGUACAAGUUCUUCUUCGAGUUCAUUCUCUCGAACGAACGGGCGGUGGCGCAAGAAAUCUGCAACGAGUACGUCGAUACGAUGGGAAAAAUUUACUACAGUUACUUUAAGAGCUAUUCCACCCGGUUGGCGGCCUUAAAGUUCGAAGAAGCUGUCUCGAAGGACGAUCUGAUGGGAUUGGACGAUUCGGCGCCGAAGAGCAUUUUCUCCAAGACGAGUUCGCUGAAAAACAAAAGCACGGUCUUUUCGAUCGGCGAUCGCGGCGAGGUACUUAACCAGCAGCUGGAGGCACCGAUCAUUGUGCCACACGCGCAGCAAAAGUCACGCUACGCGUACGAAGCGUUGUUCCGAUCGGAGCAGUACGCGCUGGUCGAUAAUGCUUGCCGCGAGUAUCUGUUUGUGACGGAAUUUUUCGUCCUUCGCGGACAGCAGGCUCAGGAUCUGUUCAAUCAGAUCAUGGGGAAAACGACGGCACUGUUGAUUAAAAACUUGGAAGUUAUCGUGCAAGAUUGCUACGACACGAUCGCCCUCUUUCUCUGCAUUCAACUAUGCCUGCGCUAUCAACUUAUGUGCCACAAGCGAUGCGUUCCGGCAUUAGAUAGAUAUUGGGACAAUCUACAGGCCGUUAUAUGGCCACGGUUCGAGCAGGUGUUUCGCAUGAACAUCCAGAGCAUUCUCGACUGCGAUCCGACCAAGUUUCCCAAAGAAACGGGACCACACUAUAUAACGCGCCGCUAUGCUGAAUUCUCCGCGGCCAUCGUUGGAAUCUCGGAAAACUUUCCCAACGAACUGGUAAGUCACCUGCUCCUGGAACUGCAGGAGGAAGUGAAGUGCUUUAUGCUGCGCAUGGCGGCCAUUUUCACGUCGCGCAAAGAGCAACUGAUCUACCUGAUCAACAACUACGAUCUGGUGCUGGGUGUGUUGAUGGAGCGGACGCGCGACAACUCGAAGGAAGCGGAAGCGUUCCGGGAGCUGCUCAGCACGCGCAGUUCCGAGUAUGUGGAGGAAAUCUUGGCCCCCCAUCUGGGCGGUAUCGUGCAGUACGUGAAGGACUGUGAGCAGAUGCGUGACAAGGAGCAAACGGAGGAACUGAAGCGCCACGAGCGCCGCGCGUUGCAGUUGGUGGCCAAUUUUUCGGCCAACUGGAAGAAAUCGCUCGAAGAGCUGAACCGGGAAGUGUUCCUCUCGUUUCCAUCGCUCGUCACCGGCUCACAGUUGCUGCAACUGGCGUUGGCCCAGCUAGUGCAGUAUUACCACAAGUUUUACAAGUUGCUGACACCGAACGCACGCGCCCAGCUGGUCAAUAUUCACGUGAUAAUGAUCGAAAUCAAAAAGUAUAAGAGUAACUAUUAAGUAGCGGUUAGGUUAGCAGUAGGGUAGCUUAGGGAAUAGACACUGGUUUAGGAUUCGAAAUAUUCUCAAGC